UGAAUUACCCAGCAGGGCUGCUCCCGAGCUGACAAGGUAGCAGAACAGCAAACAAAAAGUGCCUUCGAGCUAGCUCACCCGAGAGGCGAGAAGGCACCGCGUUUGGCACAGAACGGAGACCUGCCAGGACCCUGCAGCGGGCUCAGACUGCAGGAUGACAGACAGUGACACAAACCUCCCAACGAUCCAGAGGAAGCUGGGACUGCAGAUAUGGAGCAUCGAGAACAUGAAGAUGGUUCCUGUGCCCGAGAAGGCCUAUGGGACUUUCUUCGAGGGGGACUGCUACAUCAUCCUGCACACCAAAAGGACCUCUCGUGGCACUGCCGUGGACUUGCACUACUGGAUUGGCAGGGACUCGUCGCAGGACGAGCAGGGUGCCGCGGCCGUGUACGUGACGCAGCUGGACAGUGUGCUCGGGGGCAGCCCUGUGCAGCACCGCGAGGUGCAGGGCCACGAGUCCGAGACCUUCCAGAGCUACUUCCGCAACGGCAUCAUCUAUAAGAAGGGUGGUGUGGCAUCAGGAUUUAAGCAUGUAGAGACCAAUAUGUACAACAUCAAGCGUCUUCUCCACGUCAAGGGAAAGAAGCAUGUGUCAGCCACAGAGGUGGCACUUUCCUGGGACAGUUUCAACAAGGGCGAUGUUUUCUUGCUGGACCUGGGGAAAGUGCUGAUUCAGUGGAAUGGACCCAGCUGCAGCAUCGCUGAGAAAUCCAGGGGUCUGGCUCUGGCUCGCAGCAUCAGGGACAGCGAGAGGGGAGGCCGCGCUCAGAUCGGCAUCAUCGACGAGGAGCAGAGCUGCCCAGACCUCAUGCACAUCAUGAGGAUGGUGCUGGGGGAGCGGCACGGCGAGCUCCGAGACGCCACCCCCGACACGAAAGCAGACGAGCUGCAGAAGGCAAACGUCAGGCUCUACCAUGUCUAUGAGAAGGACAAUGACCUGGUGGUACAGGAGAUAGCUACUCGGCCCCUGACACAGGAUCUGCUCCAGCACGAGGACUGCUACAUUUUAGACCAAGGUGGUUUCAAGAUUUAUGUCUGGAGAGGAAAAGCCUCCAGCCCAGAAGAGAAAAAAGCAGCCUUCACUCGAGCUGUGGGUUUUAUCCAAGCCAAGGGCUAUCCUUCAUCCACCAACGUUGAAGUGAUCAAUGAUGGAGCAGAAUCAGCCAUGUUCAAGCAGCUCUUCCAGAGAUGGACAGAAAAGAAUGAAACACAAGGGCUGGGCAAAGUCUACACUACAGGCAAAAUCGCCAAGGUGGAGCAGGUGAAGUUUGACGUCACUCAGCUCCACGCCAGACCAGAGCUAGCUGCUGAGCAGAGAAUGGUAGAUGAUGCCUCCGGGGAGAUAGAGGUGUGGAGAAUUGAGGACUUGGAAAUGAAGCCAGUGAAUCCCAAGACAUAUGGGCAGUUCUAUGGGGGUGAUUGUUACCUGGUGCUGUACACCUACCUGAGAUCAGGCAGGCCUCACUAUAUCCUCUACAUGUGGCAGGGCCGCCACGCCUCUGUGGACGAAGUCACUGCCUGUGCCCUCCAUGCCAUUGAGCUGGACAAGCAGCACGGGGACGAGGCCGUGCAGGUGCGCGUGACCAUGGGCAAGGAGCCCACCCACUUCCUGGCCAUCUUCAAGGGCAAGCUGGUCAUUUAUGAGGGCGGCACAGGCCGGGCUCAGCCAGGCGCGCCCCAGCCGGCGAUCCGCCUCUUCCAGGUGAGGGGCACGGAUGAGAUGAACACAAAGGCCACGGAGGUACCGGCCCGAGCCUCCUCCCUCAACUCCAACGACGUCUUCCUGCUGACAACCAGCCAAGUCUGCUACCUGUGGUGUGGGAAGGGAUGCAGCGGAGAUGAAAGGGAGAUGGCCAAAAUGGUAGCUGACAUCAUUUCCAAACGGGACAAGCACACCAUUUUGGAAGGACAAGAGCCAGCAGAGUUCUGGGAAGCCUUGGGAGGCAAAGCACCCUAUGCCAGUGAGAAGAGGUUUCAGGAGAAGAUCACACACUACCAGCCUCGCCUCUUCGAGUGCUCCAACCAGACAGGCCGAUUCAUCAUGACAGAGGUGGUGGGCUUCUGCCAGGAGGACUUGGAUGAAGAUGAUGUCAUGCUGCUAGACACAUGGGAAGAGAUUUUCCUUUGGGUUGGCAAAGGCUCCAACACAUACGAGAGGAACGAGGCAAUUGCCUCAGCUAAGGAGUAUCUCAAGACCCAUCCAGCAGGGAGAGACUUGGCAACUCCAAUCAUACUGGUGAAGCAGGGAUAUGAACCCCUCAACUUCACAGGCUGGUUCAAUGCCUGGGACCCCUACAAGUGGAGUGAUGGCAAGUCCUACGAGGAGAUGAAGAACAGCCUGGGAGAUGUGUCGGCUAUAUCCGAGAUCAAAGUGGACCUUAACAACAUCAACCUGAACAAGACAACCCUCAGCAUACCCAUCUCAGCUGGUGCAAGCACAGCAAGUGCUUCCCCAGAGUAUAAAUCACACCUGAACCACAGCACCAGCAACAGCUACAGCACCAGCAACAGCUACAGCACCAGCACCAGCAGCCCUUCCCUGCUGCCCAACGGGGAUGGGAUUUACUCCCGAGAGGUGCUGAUGAACAAGGCAGUGGAUGAACUUCCAGAAGGAGUGGAUCCCACUAAAAAAGAGUGCUAUCUCUCUGAUGCUGAUUUCCACGACAUCUUUGGGAAGUCCAAGGAUGAGUUCUACCAGAUGCCCAAAUGGAAGCAGCAGAAUGAGAAGAAGCAAUAUGGACUCUUCUGAGACCACAGAGCCAGCAAGCACCCAGUGACCCUGGGCCCAGCCUUAGGAGCUGCAGGGACGAAGUACAGACAUUCGCUCAAUGACCCCAACCCAGCAUCUCAAUCAGGCCAAGCUCCAGUGCAGUUAUUGCAGCAGCCACUGGUCAGGGGACACUUCCUUCCUCUCUGAACCUAAGGAGGCAGGGACAUACCUUCUGCAGGGACAGCUCUGUGGGAUGUUUUUGCCUCUUUCUGACACUUUAUUGCUCCUAGCCACGAAGAAAAGUAUGUGUCACACAACCAUACUGUAGCCUCUUCUUUCCUCUCCCUUUUGCAAAUUGCCACCUGCAGGAGGUCAUGAGAGUCCUUCAUUUGUAGAAGAUCACAGGCAGGAGGACAAAGGCCUUGCAGCUGCUAUGUAAAUCCUGGGUGAGGAGAGGAGGGUGGAGCCCUAGGAGGACAGAGGGAUAGCCAUGAGGUCAGGAAAAAGGUAGUGGAGCCUCCAGAUGUAUUUAUUAGCUGACCUGUUUCCAGAAGAUGAUGAGCCAUAGAGCUAGACACAGCUGUUGAUUUUGACAGCCAGACAAGACUCUGACUACAUUUAUGUCACUCAGACAGCAUUUGCAACCUCUCCUGACCAUCAGAUGCAGGUGAUGGUGAGAGUCCAUCUGCCUGAAGACCAGAGGCUUGAGAAAGCUGGGAGGGGUUUGGGCAUGACCCGAGGCAGUGUGUCCCACUGAAGAUUUGGUCAGACCUCCAUCCCUGUGAUGCCAUGGGGCUGAAAGCACUGGUUCCAGACCAUGGGCUCAGUCUGGUUGAGGGGAGGGCAGAGGGAAAUGUAAGCUCUCAGUGGUUAAGGGAUGCAACUGUAACCUAAAGGAAGAGACACGUUUCAAAACUCAGAAGAUGUGGAUUUGCAGCUUUACUCCACUCCCAACCUGACCAGUGAUUCCAAAUAAACAGCCAGCAGCAGCA
Messenger RNA from Pogoniulus pusillus (Red-fronted tinkerbird), 3702 nucleotides. Its product is annotated as villin-1-like. The record is from RefSeq and is a predicted model, not a curated record. The transcript has 20 exons. NCBI's taxonomy places the organism in Eukaryota, Metazoa, Chordata, Aves, Piciformes, Lybiidae. Gene Ontology annotation, cellular component: cytoplasm; actin cytoskeleton. Gene Ontology annotation, biological process: actin filament severing; cytoskeleton organization; actin polymerization or depolymerization. Gene Ontology annotation, molecular function: phosphatidylinositol-4,5-bisphosphate binding; actin filament binding. The coding region runs from base 155 to 2749 and encodes 864 amino acids.